This is a messenger RNA of Crotalus tigris (Tiger rattlesnake), 3655 nucleotides long. It is a transcript of the gene RFK, whose product is annotated as riboflavin kinase. The transcript is spliced from 4 exons. NCBI's taxonomy places the organism in Eukaryota, Metazoa, Chordata, Lepidosauria, Squamata, Viperidae. Gene Ontology annotation, biological process: riboflavin biosynthetic process; FMN biosynthetic process. Gene Ontology annotation, cellular component: mitochondrion. The record is from RefSeq and is a predicted model, not a curated record. Bases 37 to 720 code for a protein of 227 amino acids. Gene Ontology annotation, molecular function: riboflavin kinase activity.
UCUCCCCCCUCCCCGCUUCUCCUGUGACGCAAGACAAUGCUCCACCUCUUCCGCACCGGCAGUUCUCUUCUACGAUCGCGCGUGGUCGCGUGCGUCACCUCUCGGACGAGGCGCGGCUGGAGCCUUCUGGAUCCGCCCGGGACUGCUGCGCUUUUAGUCGUGGGGACCGGCGGCGCGCGCUCCUUGGGACCAAGCUGCCUCUGCCUUCCGUCCCGCGGCUGCCUUCGCGCCCUCGUAAGCUCCGUCGCCAUGAAGAGCCUGCCGUGCUUCUGCCGCGGGGAGGUGGUGCGAGGCUUCGGGCGGGGCUCCAAGGAGCUGGGCAUCCGCACAGCUAAUUUUUCCGAAGAAGUGGUUGAUAGUUUCCCAUCUGAUAUCUGUACUGGCAUAUACUAUGGAUGGGGUUGUGUUGGAAAUGGAGAUGUGCAUAAAGUGGUUUUGAGUAUAGGUUGGAAUCCGUAUUACAAGAAUGUUAAGAAAUCAGUGGAAACACACAUCAUUCACACCUUCAAGAAAGACUUUUAUGGAGAAAUACUCAGCAUAAUCAUUGUUGGUUAUAUAAGACCAGAGCAGAACUUUAAUUCUUUAGAUGCACUUAUAGCUGCUAUUCAACAUGACAUUGAAGAAGCUAAAAGUCUACUAGAUUUGCCAGAACACCAGAAGUUUAAAGAUGACAACUUCUUUCACAGAGGAAAUGUUAGCAGUAUGACUAAUGGUCAUUAAAUAAUUCCCUUUCUUUAUUUUCACUGCAGUUAUUUAAACUGAACUGAUCUUCACAUGUUUCUUUUUAAUAGAGAAGGCUGCUCUUCUCUUUAGGAUUGUUACUCUGCUCUGCUCUUUAGGAUUGUUAUUUUAGCAUUACACUAAAAUGGUUAGUGAUUCUCUAAAAGUAACACUGUUUUUGUUUUUUCAAAAAAUGGCCAUGUAACUUGACCAAUAGAAAGUGCAAUCUGUUAUGUGUUGUUGUUCGUGCAGACAAAAGGGCAGACAAAAGUUUGUUCUCUAAAUGUUUCUACAUAUUUCUAAUGAUUGCUAUUUAUUUAAUAACGCCCAUGCUGUAUGUUUUUGUUGUGAAAGAUUUCCAAUGGAAAAGUAGAAAUAUUAUCAGUAAUUUUACUGCCUGAAUAGUUGUCCUAGACCUAAAGGCUUUUAAUUGUUCAUUUGAAACAUUAGCUGGAUUCAUUUGAAGUCCUUUUUAAUCCCUUUAAAAUAGGAUUUAAGCCCUCUGUGACUGCAUUACGCUGUUAAUUUCAGUGAGAGUAAAAGCGUAACUUAAUUUCUCCUACCUUCAACUGAGAAUUCCUAGAUACUUAUAGAGCUUAUCUAUUUUACUGUUUUAUAGUGAAUGGAAAGCCUUCAUCUUAAGAGAGGCAUCUGAACCUGGAACAAACCUUUAUUUUCACAAAAGUUCCUUUACUUUUGAUGCAACUUCGCUGUUACAAACCAGCCUUUCAUUUGAUUAAAUGCUCCUUUAAUUUGCUUGGAAGAAAAUGUGACGGACUGGGGUCUUUGUGUAUAUCUACAGGUAGCCUAGACUUGCAAGUCCCGAUUGGGGACCAGAAUCUCAAUCCUUGAGCAGAGCAGUUGUCAAGGGAGAAUGUCAUGUGACUACUUGGCCAGUGUAAUUGUAGCAUGCUCAGUUGUGGUAAUGAAGCAGUCUCAUGGGUUGCUAGGUGGACUGAGUCACAAGGAACCUGGAGGUGCCUCAGGGUAACGGAGGCCCUAAGAGGCUUUGAACAGGCUGUGGGUGACUUGGGAGAUGCUGCAGGGCAAUGCGAGGCCAGGGAAAGAAGCUGUGGCCACCCCCUUGGAAGCAACAGUUGCCCCACAGAAAGUAUCAAACACCUGGGAAGUUCCAAGAGCACAGCACAAAAGAGCCACUCCUCAUACACAAAGGGCCAGUUAGAGGGCAAUAGACUGGUAGUUGGGUUUGCAUUCCCCGUGCAGUCAUAAGUAGGGAUAAGCUGCCAGUCCACAAGGCCAGUGCAAUACCUGUAACAUCAGGCACGGGUCACAAGUCCCUUUGUUCAGUGCUCUUGUAAUUUCGAACGGUUGCUGAACAAAUGAUUGUAAGUCUAGGACGACCUGUACGCUUGUGUUGUGUGUCCAUGUGUACACAUACGUAUGUGCAAUCAAUUCUUGUUCUUCACAAUAGUUACAUUCUAUAAGGUAAUGAAUUCUGAUUUACUAAAUACUGAACCAUUGCUCCUAGGGGGAAUAUACAACGCACUUUUAUAGUAUGGGAGCUGAAAUAAAAAGGCAGAGUAUCCACUUUAUCAGCCUCAAUGGGAACAUGUUUGUCAGGUGACUUAUAUUUUUCACUGCUCUGAGCCUGUCCCCAAAUGACUGCAAAACUGCCAUGUGUAUUUGGCAUUAUAAAUAUAUUUCAGUGAGUAGAUGAAAUUGUAAAUAUGAAAUCUGCAAAUAAUGAGGAUAAACUAUGUAUGUAUAUAUAUUUGUGUCUGUAUACAUGGUUUACCAGCUGCUAUAAAGUGUAUGUGUAACUUGCAAUCCUAGCAUGUUCCUGUAGUUCCAGUUUUCAUGGCUUCUCUGUCAAUAUAGCUGGGGGGACUUGCUUGUCCCAGGAUAUUUAUGUGCUUGGAAAAACAAAACAAAACACCAGAAGCUUAUUACCAAAUUAUGUUUUUUUUUCUGCUUACAUUUUUCAUUUUGAUACAUGUUUUUACGCAAAAUGCAACAAAAAUUCUUUUAAUUAAAACUUAAUUGGAUUGGUAACUGUGCUUACUGGAAAAUGGGAUGUGCAUCGAAUCGAAAUGUCUAGUCUGGAAAUGUGUACACUAUGUGUAUGGAGAAUGAAGGUGACAGUGGAAAAUUCAGUUGAUUGCACUUUGAUAAUUUUACAAAUGUAUAAUGGGUACAAGCUUCUAGGGCAGUGAUGGUGAACCUUUUAGGGACCGAGUGUCCAAAGUGCAACCCAAAACCCACUUAUUUAUCGCAAAGUGCCAGGGUUGCAUCAGUAUUGUGUCCUGGGGGGCGUGGCCCACUGGGUGGGCGUGGCUGCAGUGGUCACGGCAGACUGGGUGAGCGGGGCCAGGGCGGCGGGGGCCAGUUCCUCACCAUCUCCAGGGCAUCCCUGGGAGCCAAUGCCACUUGCUCACUUCCUGCCCUGUCGCUUCCAAACACCACGUGCUCGCUACUCUGACGAACUCUGCUGGGGCAACGGCACGCAUGCCCACAGAGAGGGGUCUGAGUGCUGCCUCUGGCAUGCGUGCCAUAGGUUCACCACCACUGUUCUAGGGAUUGUGUAGUGUAAAAUAUUUCAGUCUUAUUUAUCUGUAGGAAAAAGCUCAUUGCAUAUAUGUCAAAUGCAUAAGGAGAAAGACCACCCCAAAUUUAUGUUCACUGCAUGAACAUCAUGAAUUGGAAGUCUUAUGUCCUUCAUUUAAGAUGGUGCCCCAGGAAUCCUGAAUUCUGUUUUUCAUGGUUCAAAUUUUUAUUAUUUCAUAUUUCAUGUUACCAUUAAAUUUUAAAAGCUUGGGUUCUCCUUAUUUUUAUCUUGGUAACGUGCUCAUGUUCUCUUUCUCUUUACCCACUCUGCAUAUGCAAUUCUAGCAGCACCAAGGCCUUAAAGAUAGUCCUCAAUUUACGACCAUUUGUUUAGCAAUUGUUUGAGAUUACAAUGGUGCUGGAAAAAAAA